GCGCGGGCGGGCGGAAGGCGGCUCCGGCGGCGGCCGGGGCGGACGGAGGGCGGGUCGGCGCCUUUGUGUGAGCCGAGCCGGGAUGGUGCGGGGCGCCGGGCAGAGCCCCUUGCCCUACCAGUUUCUGGAUGCCAAGCACCUCCUGCUCAUGAAGCUGAUGAAUGCGUGAAGAAGAAGCUGACCAGGAGAGGGACUCUUAAGCAGCUGCUAAGAUGGGCAUGAGGAUCAAGUUGCACAGCACCAAUCACCCCAACAACCUGCUGAAGGAACUCAACAAGUGCAGGCUCUCCGAGACCAUGUGCGACGUCACCAUUUUGGUGGGCACCCGCUCCUUUGCUGCACAUAAGGCUGUUCUGGCCUGUGCUGCAGGCUACUUCCAGAACCUCUUUCUGAACACGGGGCUGGAUGCUGCUAGGACCUAUGUAGUGGAUUUCAUCACGCCGGCCAACUUUGAGAAGAUCCUCAGCUUUGUGUACACCUCGGAGCUCUUCACAGACCUAAUCAAUGUCGGCGUCAUUUAUGAGGUGGCAGAGCGGCUGGGCAUGGAAGAUCUGCUGAAGGCCUGCCAUUCAACCUUCCCUGACUUGGAGAGCUCAGCCAUCACAAAGCAACCCUCCCUGUCCAUGAGUGAAGGCCGGUCAGGUCCUCUGAGCAGCACCUCCUCAGAGCAGAGCCAUUCUUUGGGUGAAAUCCGGAGUGGCGGGGAACAUUUUGGCCCUGAACGGAACUACAUCUUGCAUGGGGAAGUGGCAGGCAGCUACAAAGAGGAUGACAGGAAUACAGUGAGUGAAGCCAGCCAGACUCUUCCCCUGAUGCAUCCGCAGCAGCCUCCCAAGACAGAACAGGAAUCGGAUCAAGGGCAGUUCGCUCCUGCCGCAAGUAUGGUGACCCAGCCCAGCCUGGGCGGUGUGAACAUCGUUGUUCAAACUACCGCAAGCUCCUGCCAGCAGUACAAGGUCCAGAGCAAUGGUGACUACGGCAAGGGUGGCUUCUUUACCGCUGAUCCUUCCGUGGACAUCUCCACGGGGAGCAACUCCUGUCCCAGCAACAGUGACCACUCCAAAGAGCAAGGUUUUGGGCAGAUGGAUGAGCUUCAGCUGGAGGAUUUGGGUGAGGACGAACUGCAUUUCGAAGAUGCCAGUGAAGAACUGGGCCCAUCAGAAGAAGUUAUUGAGCUGAGUGAUGACAGUGAAGAAGAGCUGGCCUUUGAGAACGACAGCCGGGAUAGCAAGGCAAUGCCCUGCCAGGUGUGCAAGAAGGUCCUGGAGCCCAACAUCCAGCUGAUCCGCCAGCACGCGAGAGAUCACGUUGAUCUGCUCACCGGGAACUGCAAAGUCUGUGAAACCCACUUCCAGGACCGGAACUCCAGGGUCACUCAUGUUUUGUCCCACAUCGGCAUCUUUCUCUUCUCUUGUGACAUGUGCGAGACCAAGUUCUUCACCCAGUGGCAGCUGACCCUCCACCGACGAGAAGGGGUCUUUGACAACAACAUCAUCGUCCACCCCAGUGACCCGCUGCCGGGGAAGAUCACCAUGUUUGGGGGAGGGCCUGGCUCAGAGCUGGCGUGCGCUGCCUGCGGGAAGCCUUUGGCCAAAGAUUUCCACACCAUCCGCAACCAUAUCCUGGACCACGUGAACUUGAAAAGCCAGACAUGCGGCGUGUGUGACCAGAGGCACCUCAGUCUCUGCAGCCUGAUGUGGCACACCCUGUCUCACUUGGGGAUCUCGGUCUUCUCCUGCUCUGUUUGUGCCAACAGCUUUGUGGAUCGGCACCUCCUGGAGAAGCACUUGGCCGUUCACCAGAACAUGGAAGAGGCUCUCUUCCGCUGCCACUUCUGUGGCCAGAGCUUCAAGCUGGAAGCGGCGUAUCGUUACCAUGUCAGCCAGCACAAGUGCGGGGGCAGCCUGGACAUCCGACCCAGCUUUCGAGACCGUCUCCAGCAUCAGGGCCUGCAGAAGAGGAAGCUGCCGGAGGAGUUCCUGAGCGAAGACUUGGCGCUGCAAAACCAGCCAGGCAACAGCAAGUACAGCUGCAAGGUCUGUGGGAAGCGGUUUGCUCACACCAGUGAAUUCAACUACCACAGAAGGAUCCACACCGGAGAAAAGCCCUACCAGUGCAAGGUGUGCCACAAGUUCUUCCGCGGCCGCUCCACCAUUAAGUGCCACCUGCGGACGCACUCGGGAGCCCUCAUGUACCGCUGUACUGUGUGCGGGCAUUACAGCUCCACGCUCAACCUCAUGAGCAAGCACAUAGGCGUGCACAAAGGCAGCCUCCCCCCGGACUUCACCAUCGAACAGACUUUCAUGUAUAUCAUCCAUUCCAAAGAUGCGGAGAAAAACACGGACAGCUGAUGGGGUGAGGCAGGGCAGGGCCAGCAAAGGAGCAAAUGCUAAUUACAGAAGCUGUGGAAAAAAUGUCAUUUAUUUUAUUUAAUGGUCAGGCAUCAUGGAUGGAAUCCUCCUUUUCUAUUUUUUUAAAUUUUUUUUUGGCCUUGCUAGGGCUUUUUAGAUUGGUGGCAUUGUACAAAUUAACAGCACGUAAGCUACAUCACUGUUUCCAAGAAGUCUGUCGUGUUUACUUACCUCUGGUCCUGUUAGAGGCCAUCGAGUUCUGUGUUUUUAGCAUUUCUCACUAGGUUUUGAAUCUAGAUUUUUUUUUUUUAACCUUUUAGCCCACUUGACUAGGCUAACCCUCAGUUUGAGCUUGUCCACAAACUGAUGCUGCUAAGAUUUUUCACACCUGACCUCAGUAGAGAGGGACAGAGCCAGAGCAGGAUGGUGCUGGACUCGAAGAAAAGGAAAAACAAAAAAAAAAGAAAAAAGGAAAAACAGACUCAUUCUGGGCAUCACUGGGGUUCUGCUGCUAUUGCAAGGAGAUAAGCAAAGUCCGUGUCACAGAAUCAGCCUUGGAAGUCGUUGCUCCGUUGCAGGGGAGAUGAGCAAGCAGCAUGUGAGUGUGCACAUGCAAAUGAGGAGGGAUACCUGGCGGUAAAUGAGUAGGAGGGUGAUUGUCGCUCGCAAGGGCAGUUCCCAGGCAGUGCUGCUGGUCUCUGGGAGUCCUGCCUGAGCUGGGAGUGUGGCUGGCAGUUUUUCUGCCAUGCCCGUGACAUGCCGCUCGCUCGUGCCCCGAGACCCCAUCUCCAAAGGAGGAGAUGAAGGGGUGACACCACCUCUCUGAAGAGCCCGAGCAGCGGGGCAGCUGCGUGGAAGGAAAGAGGCAGAUGCGUGAGCAGAGGGAGCUGUCAGAGGAGUCGCUGACCUCGAGAGGGCAGGGGAAGCAGGUUCGUGUUGUGGGGUUGACUGCUCCUUGGGAGAUAUAUUGUGAUGGCACAGUCAUGCCUAACUUCUGCUGCACCGCAGUUGGCCAUCGAGAGUGUGCCGACCUCUCCUCAGCUCUCCUCUGCCGCCGGCAGCCAUGCACGUCGUGCUCUGCUGGCACAGUGUGUCCCAGGGCUGCCAGUUGCUGGAAGCGCUGGAUGCCAGAGAGUGGCGUUGCUGCGGCUGUGUGGAUCCCAGCAAGGCAAGAUGUGAUGAAGCUGUUGCCUUAACUCCCAGGAAGGUACCUUUGAGGACUCUUCUCUCUGCUGAAGGGAUAGCCCCCUCCCGUGGUUGCCGCCGUGGCUCACCGCAUCCCGGACAAGUCUCGUGGCAAAUGUGUGUUGCCGGAUGUUGUUGGUGCGAUGUGAGUUCGUUCAUCUUUUGUAGAAUCCUGCCAUAAAUUCAGCGGGUGCCGGCUGGGGGCUGCAGCAGAGCAGCUCUGGGAGCCGGCAGCAAUAGCAGCUGAUGUGAACCUCAGCUCAGCCUCUCGUGGAUGUGUGUCCUUGUGGGCUGGGGGCUCCUCGGCGCGGUGGGCUCUCCCGGCUGCACUGGCGAGGUCAGCCCCAUGCCGGCAGUGUUUACACCAGGAAGGGUGGGGAUCGGCUUUUUCCCAUGUUAUCCUGCUGUGGGGCAGAGGUGGAGAGGAACAAAUAUUUCCGAUGCCGCAGCAUGAGUUAUGACUGCCCUUAGGUAACUCAUUCUACCUCACAAACAGGAAGCGCUCAGGGCUUUCAAGCCACAGUCAUAGUAAAUUGGCUCCUGCGCUUCUGUAAAGAUAUGCUGUUACAAAACAAAACUAGUGAUUUGCAAACCCUGUAAACUCAUCCCGCUUUCUCCUCCUCUCGAAGGGACAACCCGCGACAGAGGAGAGGCAUGGGCUGAACAUGUGGUUGGUGAGCUAGGAAUUCCUGGGGGUUGCUCCCCCCGUUCCGCUGUGGCCUUGGGCAAGUCACUUCACCUCUUUGCCUCAGUUUCCUCAUCUGUAAAAUGAGGGUGGUAACACUUGUGGUACCUACCUACCUCCCGGGAGUGUGGUGAAGAUUGCUGGCUCAUACCUGCAAAGCGUGUGGGAGAUGCAAAGUGCUUGGUGAAUAUUGAUGUUUAGUGUCCUAGGGAAAUGACAGCCUCCAUCCUUUCCUGUUCUGUACCAGUUCCUGGACCUGGUCGGGUCAGUUUAGUCCUGUUACAGCCUUCCUCAUCGCAAGCAAACUUACCUUUAGCCCCGACCCCAUCACAGUCCUGUGAAACGAGCUCUGUAGCAAUGUAAGAAGUGGGGGAUGGCUUAGCGCUGCUGUGUCUGCGGAGGGGCUGUGGGAAGCAGCACUGGGGAGCGGGAAGCAGGGAUGUGUGUGCUGAGGGGUAGCGGCGCUGUAAUGUCCCCUGGGCUUUGCAGAGCACGUCUCCCCAUCGGCUGGGCGCAUUGCUGUUGGGAGCAGGAGUUGUUUGCGUCCUGGGGAGAGAGGAGCUGGAGGGUGCGGAGGUGUGCGGCCGCUGGAAGCCCCUGCCCUUCAGCUCCAUCCAUCCUUCGAUCCCUGUGGUUUGCUUGUAAAGCUGCGUUUCCACCGCGGCACCUCCAGGUCCAGGUCCAGCCUGCUGUGACGGGGGAAGAGAAAAGAGUCAGUGUUGAGUCGUGUCCCCGCUGGCAGUGCUGAGCCCUGGCUGGACCUAAUGACCCUUCCCAGGCAGCUCCUUCGUCCUGAGCUUGUAUCAUCCUCAGUCACCCUGUGGACCUGCAGUACCCGAGUCCGAACCCACUGCACAGAGGUGGGGUGGGUGGAAUGGACCUUGCUGAGGAGGAAUGAGAGGCCAUUGGGAGUUUGUGUCCUUUCCUCAGUCCCUGUAAUACUGGCCAAAUUUGGGGCCAGCUGACAUCGCCCUGGGGGGUGUUAAACUGGACUUGUCCUUAUUUUGGUGCCUGGAGCCUGUUUUCAGAGGAGGAGAGGCACCGUAGUGAUCCCCAACCCUGGGGCCAGCCAGGCUGUGCUGUGUCUGCCACUGGAGCUCUGGUUUCCAAACUCUGGUCUCAUGGUAAUGGUCAGCUGCCAGGCCACGGUCUGUGACCUCUAGCUGGUCUGCAGAGCCAUGUUUAGCUUAGUGUUGUUAAGUUUUAAAAAAAAAAAAAAAAAAUCAUUUUGAGAACGCAUGGUGCUCUAGGAAAGCAUGGGAGUUGAUGGCAGUCCACUGGAGGCUCCUCUGAGGAGCUCUUUGAGUUACAGGGUUUUUUUCAUUGUCCUGGUGGUGGCUGGUAGACAGGAACGGAUGUGACCUGCUCUGCCCUGGAGAUUGCUAUGAAGGAUGUGAGGGGGGCAGAUGAGGCUUGGGAGAGCGGAGUCCCUAAAGCCUCAAGACCCUCCUAAAACGUCCCAGAAGCUGUGAUGAGCUUUUGGAUGGGUUGGGGCGCUGCCGUAUGGUAGUGUCUGCAGCCCUGUAUCUAGCUAAGCUGUGAAGCAAAAGCCUUUUGUGCACAUAAACCAAAAAGAGAAGCCUUUACACUGAAACACUAAUGGGCAAAGCAAGCCCACCCUUCUGGACACAGGGACGGGAAAGCAAAAGCCCACCCCCUUCACUGCCAGUUGUUUUUGGUUGUGGGGAUGGGGAGAGCACUCGGGUCCCUGGCGUUUCUGUGUCUUGGAUUCUUUCCUGUGUUAUAAUGAAUCAUUCCCACAUGAAACAUCUCGAGAUCAGCAGCGAGUCCCAUCUGCAGAGGGGAUGCCGGGACAGAUCUGGACCUGCAGCGCUCCUCUGCUGGCCUGGCCUCAUGCCACUGCUCCUCCUUGGAGGGAUUUUCCCAAGAGGGGUCAGAGACCUGAGCACUCCUUCCCCUGGGAGGGUUCUGGGCCUCUCCAAGCCUGCAGCCAGCGUCAGGGCUCUGUUGUCCCUGUCCCCUCGGCGGCAUGGCUGUCCCUGACUCCAGCCAGCCUGGCUGGGAGCUCCAGUGUUCCUCCAGAAAGCUGUGGGGCUGGGGAGGGUGGGGGUCAGCUGGAGCGGUGGGCUCAUCCUGAGUCCCCCACGGGCUGCGUUGCCCCGAGGAGCCAUAGCUCUGACCUGGCUGCAUCACGGUGGAGGCACCCAGUGACGGCAGGGGCUCCUGGCCAGCAGCAUGGGGCUGUGUGUGUGCCGGCGGUGCAGCCCCGCACAGCUCCUUGUUGGAGGCCAAGCGCUGUUUGCAGCAUCGGGGCAGCCAGGGCCGAAACUCUCUGCCCGGAUCUGUUGCUGCUCCACCGCUGACUCGCAGUGCAGCCUUUGGCAAGCCUGCUCGCCUCCUGACCUCCCCUCCCCUCCGUGAAUGUGGGGACAACACUUACCUACCUCUCCUGGGGCAGCUGUGAGGUUUAACUCGUGUUCGCAAAGUGCUUUGGGAUCUUCGGGGUACAAGAGGGGAACGCAGAGGGGAAAUGCUUCGCCGUGAGCUGUGCCGGCGGCAUUUGCAGAGAGCGACCGGGUUGCAGGUCCUCACAGGAAACCCUGACAUAAAAUCCCCCUCCAAAAGGCAGUGCUUCGAGACUGGUCUUAUUCAGAUUUCUAAAACGCAAAGUUCAGUUUGAUUCUCCCCUUUCUCAAAGGAUCCAGGUCUCUUAUCAGAAUAAUUAAGCAGAAGAAAGAAAAAGAGUUGAAUUGCUGUCUAACCUUUUUGUUAAGUUAAUAGUAGGUACUGACCUCCUGAUAUUUAAGUGUUUACUAUCUAUUUGCUGUAAAGUUUUGUAUAUUUUGUAAACUUCCCCCCCAAAUAGUAGAUGUCUAAAAUCGUUGUACAUCGGGUUCUUUUAUACUCCAUUGUUCAGCACAAAGUGUGGUUUUUAUUUAGAAUAAUAAAAUGGAAAAUGUUGA
Messenger RNA from Aquila chrysaetos chrysaetos, 7145 nucleotides. RefSeq names its product zinc finger and BTB domain containing 39 (gene ZBTB39). The record is from RefSeq and is a predicted model, not a curated record. The coding region runs from base 213 to 2351 and encodes 712 amino acids. NCBI's taxonomy places the organism in Eukaryota, Metazoa, Chordata, Aves, Accipitriformes, Accipitridae. The transcript has 2 exons. Gene Ontology annotation, biological process: regulation of immune system process; negative regulation of transcription by RNA polymerase II; regulation of cytokine production. Gene Ontology annotation, molecular function: protein binding.